GUGGUUUGGGUGAUUAACCUAAUGGAUUGUGACAUCGCUGGUUUGAGUGAUCACCUGGUGGAUUGUGACAUUACAGGUUUGAGUGAUCACCUGGUGGAUUGUGACAUCACUGGUUUGAGUGAUCACCUGGUGGAUUGUGACAUCACUGAUUUGAGUGAUCACCUGGUGGAUUGUGAAUUUACAGGUUUGAGUGAUCACCUGGUGGAUUGUGACUGUACAGGUUUGAGUGAUCACCUGGUGGAUUGUGACAUCACUGGUUUGAGUGAUCUCAUGGUGGAUUGUGACAUCACUGGUUUGAGGGAUCACCUGGUGGAUUGUGACAUCACUGGUUUGAGUGAUCAUCUGGUGGAUUGUGACUUUACAGGUUUUAGUGAUCACCUGGUGGAUAGUGACAUCACUGGUUUGAGUGAUCUCAUGGUGGAUUGUGACACCACUGGUUUGAGUGAUCACCUGGUGGAUUGUGACAUCAUUGAUUUGAGUGAUCACUUGGUGGAUUGUGACAUCACUGGUUUGAGUGAUCACCUGGUGGAUUGUGACUGUACAGGUUUGAGUGAUCACCUGGUUGAUUGUGACUUGACAGAUUUGAGUGAUCACCUGGUGGAUUGUGACUUUACAGGUUUGAGGGACCAUCUGGUGGAUUGUGAAUUUACAGAUUUGAGUGAUAACCUGGUGGAUUGUGACUUGACAGGUUUGAGGGAUCACCUGGUGGAUUGUGAAUUUACAGAUUUGAGUGAUCACCUGGUUGAUUGUGACUUGACAGGUUUGAGGGAUCCCCUGGUGGAUUGUGACUUGACAGAUUUGAGUGAUCACCUGGUGGAUUGUGACUUGACAUGUUUGAGGGAUCACCUGGUGGAUUGUGACUUGACAUGUUUGAGGGAUCACCUGGUGGAUUGUGACUUGACAGGGUUGAGGGAUCACCUGGGGGAUUGGGACUUGACAGGUUUGAAGGGUCACCUGGUGGAUUGUGACUUGACAGGUUUUAGGGAUCACCUGGUGGAUUGUGACUUGACAGGUUUUAGGGAUCACCUGGUGGAUUGUGACUUGACAGGUUUGAGUGAUCACCUGGUUGAUUGAGACUUGACAGGUUUGAGGGAUCAUCUGGUGGAUAGUGACUUUGACAGAUUUGAGUGAUCACCUGGUGGAUUGUGACUUGACAGGUUUGAAGGAUCACCUGGUGGAUUGUGACUUGACAGGUUUUAGGGAUCACCUGGUGGAUUGUGACUUGACAGGUUUUAGGGAUCACCUGGUGGAUUGUGACUUGACAGGUUUUAGGGAUCACCUGGUGGAUUGUGACUUGACAGGUUUGAGUGAUCACCUGGUGGAUUGUGACUUUACAGGUUUGAGUGAUCACCUGGUUGAUUGAGACUUGACAGGUUUGAGGGAUCAUCUGGUGGAUUGUGACUUGACAGGUUUGAGUGAUCACCUGGUUGAUUGAGACUUCACAGGUUUGAGGGAUCACCUGGUGGAUAGUGACUUUGACAGAUUUGAGUGAUCACCUGGUGGAUUGUGACUUGACAUGUUUGAGGGAUCACCUGGUGGAUUGUGACUUGACAUGUUUGAGGGAUCACCUGGUGGAUUGUGACUUGACAUGUUUGAGGGAUCACCUGGUGGAUUGUGACUUGACAGGUUUUAGGGAUCACCUGGUGGAUUGUGACUUGACAGGUUUGAAGGAUCAGCUGGUGGAUUGUGACUUGACAGGUUUGAGGGAUCACCUGGUGGAUAGUGACUUUGACAGAUUUGAGUGAUCACCUGGUGGAUUGUGACUUGACAGAUUUGAGGGAUCACCUGGUGGAUUGUGACUUGACAGGUUUGAGGGAUCACCUGGUGGAUUGAUGUUUGAAGUGAUGCCCACUAGAGACAUAAAAGUCGCCAAGGAAAAAGUAGACUAGAGUUUUGUCAAAAGAUGGAUGUACAACAUCUGUCUGUUGAUAUUGAGGUUAGUUAAGUUAUUGACUCAUGAUUCUACAUAGGUUGGGUAUGACAUUGAAAAUGUACAAUUGUUAUUACAAAUUGUACUUUGUGAUCCCGUAAAAGUGCACAAUGUGAUUCAGUGUGAUGUGAAGUGAGGAAAGAUAGGAUCAUUUACUAAUAAGGUCACUGUUCUGUGUUAUAGGUCUCAUAGUGUGGCAACUGUUCUGUGUUAUAGGUCCUAUAGUGUGGCAACUGUUCUGUGUUAUAGGUCUCAUAGUGUGGCAACUGUUCUGUGUUGUAGGUCCUAUAGUGUGGCAACUGUUUUGUGUUAUUGGGCUCAUAGUGUGGCAACUGUUCUGUGUUAUAGGUCUCAUAGUGUGGCAACUAUUCUGUCUUAUAGUUCCUAUAGUGUGGCAACUGUUCUGUGUGAUAGGUCUUAAGUUGAAUGUGUACUAGCUGUGGACCAGUACAACUAUGCAUGCCAUCGAACAGUGGUCAAAUGGCGAAUUAUAAUGGUGCUUUGGUGUGCUAGUACACAUAGUGUGUGAGGGCGGAGGAGCGAGUAUGGAGUAACUGAACCUGUUGUAUUUGUGUGACAAAAACAUCUUUUAAACAAUCUACCAGUUCUGUUUUCUUGUGACUUACUGUAUAUAUGUAUAGCAGACAGCUACAGGAUAUAAGAAAUGUUCACAGUAAAACAUGGCUGGAUUACUGUUACACAGCUGGUGCACACUAUGUAGUGGCACAGAGCAUAGCAAUGCCCGAAGUCUUUCAACAUUGUGUUCCAUGAAGCUUUCCUGCCGUUAUUAUUGAAUUGUUUCUGUCAUUCCUUUGUGAUUGUGUGAGAGUACUUUCCUAAAGAGUGCGUCGUCAGACAGUGCUUGUUUUCGGUCACUUUUUGAGUGAGGAUCUGUGAUGCUUUAUUUUUCCAGACAUGAAGUAUAACAGUCACGCCCACAAAAGCUAUAGCGCACAGUGUAUAACAAUAUUACGCCCACACUGUCACAGAAGUAUAUUAAAGCUGGCGUAGAUGUAAGUCACAUCUAGGCUAUCUGUAAAUUGAUACAUUGAUUAAAUGGAAGCAUAUAUGUCUCUCUUUGUGAUAUUUUCUGGUGGUAGGUGAUCUUACUUGUCAUUUGGGUUUUCUGUUUUCAUAGUUUGAAAAAAAAAAAUAGACAUUAGAAUGAGAUGUCUGUUUUAUAGCUGUGGCCAAAUAGUAUGCGAUAGAAUGUGUGACUUGUGUACAUGUAGGAGACAGUUUAUAUCAUUGAUGCUCUUGAUUUAUGUAUAAACAUCUUUCACAAAACCUAGAAAUUCUUGGAAGAAAUUUAUUAAUUAAAUAUAUUCAUUUUCCCACAGAAUUCUUGUAAAAUGAAGUGGUUUUUUUUCUUUUUCUGUUGAAAAACCAAAUGAAUUUAAGCACAAAAUAAUUGAUAAAAAGAGAGAAAAUGAAAAGGGGGAAAAAAAGAUAUCUAAAAAUUAUUUAAUCAUUGUCGUUUUCACAUAGAAGCUUAUACAUCUCACAAAAUUGUGACCUAGGUAUAUUGAACAAACAUUGUGCUUUAUGGUGUAUUUGUGAGUAUAACUUUAUACCCCGUCGCCUCACAGGGAAGAUGUGUAUACGGGAUUGUUGUAAAGAAACCUAUUUACACGUUUAUUUGAAUUGUACUUCAUGUAAUCCUCUGUUUUAUUCUCAUCACGUCUUUUUAUUUAUACAGUGAAACAUGUAUUUAUUCAGAAGAAUGAUAUCAUUGUAUUCAUUUAUAGUCACAUGACCCAUCUGAUUGUGUUUCAUUAGAUUGUUUAUAAUUCAUAGCUUUUAAGUGUGAAAUUACGUUUGUUCUGUUUGAAAGCAUAUUGAAAAUUGGAACCAUGUAAUAAGUGAAAGCCAAUAUUCCGUUGAGGACAGUGUUGUGUACCUAUAUCUUUACCAAGUAGCAGUGACUACAAUAAUCUUAUUCGAUGUGUGUAUAUAGUUACUACAUUAAGUUAUUUACUUUAUUUAGAUCUCAUCACCCAAUGACUUGACACCGAAACAGUUGUAUUACAAGUAUAAACAAUUACAGUCUGAUAUACAGGUUUGUUUGUGGCCUUUCAUCUUACACUCGGUACAGUUUUGUGUGGAGAUAAAAAAUCCUGCCUCAAUUUAACAUGAUUAUUUUUUCGGUGCUUCCAUCAUCAAAGGACUAUAACACAUAAACCAUAGUAGAGUAUUUCUAACCAAACUCUGUGUAGAAUUAGGUAUAUUAUCAGUGUUUAACCCUUUCACCACUGUAGACCAUAAUGAGUCUACUCAAGUUACACAGGGGUUAAGGUUACUCAGUGUUUCAGAUUGCUUAUAUCAUGCAAACAUGCUAUUUCAUUAUUUUUCUGACAUGAAAAUAUUUUCUUAAAAACUAUUAGCCGUGUUACACAAAUUUUGAACCCUGAAUUUUGUUCUUGAAACAAAACCUUAAAAGCUUUAUUAAGUAAAAUUUAAGUGCAGUACAGUAUAUAAGGUAAAUAGAAAUAAAACCUUGUAAUGGGGUUCUAAAUGAAAGUAGGUGGUGCACAAUUUUUUUGUAUUAUUUGGUUUGAUAUAGAUUUCAAUGAAAGAAAUAUCUUAACCUAAAUUGAUGUACCAGACUUUUUGAUCAGCUUCCUAAGAAGUUCAGUAAUUUAUCCCAUCUAAAAUACCAACUCCUACCUUAGGUCCUAACACUGUCCGUAAUCUUACCAGUAACUCCUGUGUUUGACAGUCUUGAGAUAUCUCUGUCGUGACUUUUCUUUUCCUACCUGCUAAUUAUGCUUCUAGGUAUUUCUUAUUAGUAAUAUCCAGCUCAACAGAUGAUCACAACUUUGGACAUGACGGAAGUCACUAUAAACAUUUUGCAAUCUUGUUUCAUAUGAAUUGUUUUCAUGGAUUUGAAUUCCUUAAUUAAUGCAUAAGAAAUAAUCUUGCUAAAAAUCAGUUAUUCACAAUUUUUCUAGUUUUGAAUAACAUUACAAGUUCUUUUGUUCUGGCCCAUGUAUAAUUGACAAUUCAUAUGUUUAUCCGAUUGUCUGACUGUGGAAAUGGUCAAUAUUGGAGAGAACAAUGUAAGAUGGUAUAUAUUGUCAUCUGAUUCUCUUGUACAUUACCGGUAAUACAACAUUUCUUUUCAAUUAUCUAGACUACUUGCACUCUGAUGAUACACAGGGAUUUUGAUAUGAAUCAAUACAUGUUUUAAGAAUCAACACAGGGAUCUAGACCAGUUUUAUAAACUAGGUUAUGCACAGGGGACUGGAUAUAUACAUGAUUAAAAUGAAGUCAACACAGGAUUCUAGAUUGAUCUCUGUUCUCAACGACAUUGAUCAAGAAAUUACCUGUUUUAAAGAAAUCAGCGUAAGAACUUGAUUUACCAAUUUUAUAAACUACAUCAAACACAGGGAUUUGGAUUUAUCCUUUUUAUAACUAAGGUAAACAUAGGAUUCUGGAUAGGUUAAAUACCAGACACAUUUUAGAAAUAAAAUCAAUGUAGUGAUCCAGAUUGAUCAGUUUUAUGAAUUGCAUUAAACACACAGAUUUGGAUAUUUAUCGUGUAAGUUUUUUAAAUGAAACCAACAUGGGGAUCUAGAUUCACCGAUUUUCUAUAACUCUAUAGGGUUCUGGAUUUAUCGAUUUUCCCUAAACAACAUUUAGCACAUGGACGAGUAUGUAUACCGGUAUCUAUAUCCUCCCACAGUUUCUGUGACUGUAUUUAUAUCUAGUCACAUGUUUGUUAUGUAUGGUCGUUAUGUUUGGUUAUCUGAGAUGUUGAUGUUCAUUAUUGCUCAUAUUCAUUCUGGUUUGUUUUCAUUGGCUGUUAUAUAACUGGAAGGAGGAUGGUUUGUGAUUGAAGGGAACAGUAGUCAUGUGACUUACACAAGAGUGUGUGGUAAUGAAUGACAGAGAGAGGUCUGUGUGAUGGUUGAAUGUUGUCAUGUGACUGGUUUGUCUUGAAUAUUAUCAGAUAGAUAUUGUCACAUGUAAUUGUUUGAAAGUUACUCAAAUAAAAUAUUGAAUUUGCUAAUGU
Molecule: messenger RNA, 5945 nt
Organism: Mizuhopecten yessoensis (Yesso scallop)
Lineage: Eukaryota; Metazoa; Mollusca; Bivalvia; Pectinida; Pectinidae
Product: cysteine-rich, acidic integral membrane protein-like
Exons: 2
Coding region: 22-1074 (350 amino acids)
Source: RefSeq, a predicted model, not a curated record